CUUAAUUAAAGUCUAAUUAAGCCUGAUUUACUUGUUAAAAACAGGAACAGUCUCUAGUUGUGUUAGAAGUUUCCAAGUUCAUUUUUACACUCACUAGCCAUCAACCAGUAGGGUUUGCUUCGCUCUAUCUCAAAUUAAUUGCACCUGCUUUUUCUUAGCUUUCCUGUUUCUACGAGUAAUCAUGUCGUUGAGACCCAGCACCAGAACCGAGGUUCGCCGGAACCGUUACAAGGUCGCUGUCGACGCCGAUGAAGGUCGGCGGAGGAGAGAGGACAACAUGGUGGAGAUCCGAAAAAGCAAGCGCGAAGAGAGCUUACAGAAGAAACGCCGCGAAGCCCUCCAGGCUCAGCAGUUCCCUCCCACUGUCCUUUCUUCUACUACGGAAAAGAAGUUAGAAAGUUUGCCUUCAAUGGUCGCUAGCGUUUGGUCUGAUGAUGGCAGCUUGCAGCUAGAAGCGACCACUCAGUUUCGAAAACUGCUAUCAAUCGAACGAAGUCCUCCUAUUGAGGAAGUUAUACAAUCCGGGGUUGUUCCUCGAUUUGUUGAGUUUCUUGUGAGGGACGAUUUCCCUCAACUUCAGUUUGAGGCUGCUUGGGCACUCACAAAUAUUGCUUCUGGAACCUCGGAGAACACUAGGGUGGUAAUUGAUCAUGGUGCAGUUCCAAUAUUUGUUAAGCUUCUUGCUUCUCCUAGUGAUGAUGUUCGGGAGCAGGCUGUGUGGGCAUUGGGAAAUGUUGCUGGUGACUCCCCAAAAUGUCGUGAUCUUGUUCUCAGCAAGGGAGCUUUGCUUCCUUUGUUGGCCCAGCUGAAUGAGCAUGCAAAGCUCUCAAUGUUGAGGAAUGCCACCUGGACACUAUCAAACUUCUGCAGGGGCAAGCCUCAGCCUCCAUUUGAACAGGUGAGGCCCGCACUUCCAGCACUUGAACGUCUUGUACAUUCAACUGAUGAAGAAGUUUUAACUGAUGCCUGUUGGGCACUUUCUUAUCUUUCUGAUGGUACAAAUGACAAAAUCCAAGCUGUGAUUGAGGCAGGUGUCUGUCCCCGACUUAUUGAGCUCCUCCUCCAUCCAUCUCCUUCAGUGCUUGUUCCUGCCCUUCGCACUGUUGGAAAUAUUGUGACUGGGGAUGAUAUCCAGACUCAGUGUAUAAUAAACAAUGGUGCACUGCCAUAUCUUGUAAGCCUAUUGACUCAUAAUCAUAAAAAGAUUAUUAAGAAAGAAGCUUGCUGGACCAUCUCAAAUAUUACAGCUGGAAACAGGGAACAAAUUCAGGCUGUAAUUGAGGCUGGUUUAAUUGGCCCCCUUUUUAAUUUGCUUCAAAAUGCUGAGUUUGAUAUAAAGAAAGAAGCUGCAUGGACAAUUUCAAACGCUACUUCUGGUGGUACUCAUGACCAAAUCAAGUACUUGGUGAGUCAAGGGUGCAUAAAACCAUUGUGUGAUCUCCUUGUCUGUCCUGAUCCAAGGAUUGUCACAGUAUGUCUUGAAGGAUUAGAGAACAUUCUGAAGGUUGGGGAAGCCGAAAAAAAUUUAGGGAACAGUGGAGAUUAUAAUAUGUAUGCCCAGAUGAUAGAUGAUGCUGAGGGAUUAGAAAAGAUUGAAAAUCUACAGAGUCAUGACAAUAAUGAGAUUUAUGAGAAGGCCGUGAAGAUUCUUGAGACUUACUGGUUAGAGGAAGAUGAUGAGACUUUACCUUCAGGUGAUGGUUCCCAGCAAGGAUUUCAGUUUGGUGGAAAUGAUCCCUCAGUUCCAUCUGGUGGAUUCAACUUUAGCUGAAGGGACCUAUAAAUGGCAUGGGCAGAUCACACUAUAGGUGGCAAAUAUGUUGGGUAGAGUACAGUCCGAGUCUCCAUCGCAGCACCUCCUGUCCAUUGUUGUUGUUAAAAGUGGUGCUAGACAGCCCAGUUAUUCUACAACUCCAUAGCUGUUGACUUGAAAUGGCCACAUUACCUAGACCAAAAAAUACUAUAUGAUGAUGUGAUAUGAAAGGCGUUCACAAAGGUUUAUUGUUUGCAUGAGUAUGGCCUUCUUACUUGAAUCACUGAAUGGGUGGGCUAAAGUGCUGGUGAAGGUAUAGUUGUGUGCAACAUGGGUCCUUGUUUUCAGAGUCUUGGUUGUAAUAGUAGUUUUACACCAUUAGUAUUCAUUUUAUCAUUGAUUCCGUGAAUAUAUUAAGCAUAAACCUCAUUUUCCUGAUGUAUUUCAAGUGAACAAAAAAUGAUUAUUGCUGUUCAUGUUUUGAUUCGAGAAGUGGCAGUCGAACACAUUGCAUGUUAAAAGAGUCUUCUUUAUUGGAAAGAAAAUUGGGAGUUUCAUUUCAUUGUCAUGUAGGCAGGAGUUAUCUUGCCAAACAAUUUAUAGAAUCUGUUGUCAGUGUCCUGAUUUA
Molecule: messenger RNA, 2381 nt
Organism: Hevea brasiliensis (rubber tree)
Lineage: Eukaryota; Viridiplantae; Streptophyta; Magnoliopsida; Malpighiales; Euphorbiaceae
Product: importin subunit alpha-2
Exons: 11
Coding region: 182-1771 (529 amino acids)
Biological process (GO): NLS-bearing protein import into nucleus
Cellular component (GO): cytoplasm; nucleus
Molecular function (GO): nuclear import signal receptor activity; protein binding
Source: RefSeq, a predicted model, not a curated record